AUGACCGUGCUACGGAGAUCCUGCCAAGCUUGCGCAAGAGCAAGACGGCGAUGUAAUCUCGCAGCUCCCUGUGAACGAUGCUGCACCAAGCGUAUCACCUGCCGCUAUGUCAAUGAGCCUGCCCCUGCAACUCUCAGCAGCAGUCCUGUCAAGGCCGUCAAAAGACUUCCAAAACUCAAAGGUCCUCAGAAUAUCCAGAGUUUGUCGAGACUAGUCAUCGGUGGGACCUUGGAUACACACUUGCAGAUGUUUAUCAGGGGAGUGCUCCGUGAUGGGCUGUACCAGGGUUCUCGACCUCCUCUUACACAGUCAGACGCAUCAUGCCUGCAGGAUCUGAGCAUCACGCACAAGUCCUUCGACUCUGGUAUUCAAAUUUUCAACCCGCUGCGUCUUGAGAUCGUUCGCGUAUUCAACCAGUCAACUCUCCACCGCCUGAUAAAUAUCCUGCGCAGCUUCCCAGUCGAGUUUGCUGAACGUGGCACCACCCCCUUCAUCCACCCAGGAAUCUACGGCGCAAACCUACCAUCUCCACUCCAAGAUAUACGCGAUAUCUGCUAUAGCUACAGUGUCGGUGGACAGUAUCUUGCUAGCAAUAGACUGGAUGCUCUUCGGUUCACCAUCCGACGUUUACUGCGCUCCUCAAAACGCGCCAGCUCAUUCCCCGAAACUCUAGCUCAUGCGCAGGCUAUCAGCCUCGCCCAUGUCAUUCGCCUCCUCGAAUGUGAUUUUUGCGAUGAUGAUGCAGAGCGCGACAAUGAAGAGAUGUGGGCGCUUACGCAUAGGCUGUGGCAGCAUGCCCCAAUCCAACUAUCAAGAACAUUGAGUCCCUGGCAGGCAUGGCUAUUCUCCGAGAAUGUUCGUCGGACCAUUGUGGUGUGUAAUAUCCUUCUUGUGGUGUAUACUUCGUUGAAGAGGGGUUAUGCGAUGCACGCAUUGUGUAUCGAGGCUUUGCCGUUUGAUGUACGUACUCAGUUGUGGGAUGCGGAUAGUGAGGAAUCGUGGGUAGCUGCGGUUUCAGACGCCACGAGUCCAGCGUUGGUGACACUGAGUCAAUUUACAAUUCUGAAACAGUUUACUGAUGGUGGUUCGAGAUUCGAGGAUCUUUUACUAUCAUUUGGGAAGUAA
Molecule: messenger RNA, 1125 nt
Organism: Fusarium sp. VM40
Lineage: Eukaryota; Fungi; Ascomycota; Sordariomycetes; Hypocreales; Nectriaceae
Source: the annotation of a GenBank genome assembly